AUGUACCCUUCAAUCUGCAUCACUCACCUAUGUGAUCUUGACACGCUCUCUGCGCAUCCGCUCGAUACCAGACCCAGCCCCUACCUUCAAGUUGGGUCAAAUCAGUUGGUGCUCUACGAUGUUCGCAAGUCCGUGAAGGAAGAGAUCAAGGAAAUCACAAUGAGCGGCCUCUCAGCAAUGUUAAAUGUGGGCAUGACCGAGAUUCGCAUCAUCUCGAAGGCAUUCCCUUGGUCAAUCGACAUCAAAGCGCCUGCUGGUUAUCACGUCACAUGCAACUCGGUCUUUAGGGCAUUGCAUGAUCAGCUACAAAAUUACAUCACAGACGUGGAGUGGGCAAUCGUGGCUGUUGAUAAGACACGGAAGAAAGCAAUCUGCGAGGCUGCAAAUUUGAGGCAAAAGAAGGACAAGGACAAUAAACUGAAGAGAAUUGAUUGGCUGGGUGAUAUGACAGUGUUUAAGGGGCUGGAGGAGGACAAGGAGUUUGAGAACGAGAUAUGUUUACGCGGACAAAUGACUGUCACAGGGACAUGGGUAGCGAGAUUUGGGAAGAAAGAUAUGUGA
Molecule: messenger RNA, 561 nt
Organism: Suillus subaureus
Lineage: Eukaryota; Fungi; Basidiomycota; Agaricomycetes; Boletales; Suillaceae
Exons: 1
Coding region: 1-561 (186 amino acids)
Source: RefSeq, a predicted model, not a curated record